Vigna radiata var. radiata (mung bean) is the source of this 2434-nucleotide messenger RNA. RefSeq names its product ethylene-responsive transcription factor ERF061. Lineage: Eukaryota; Viridiplantae; Streptophyta; Magnoliopsida; Fabales; Fabaceae. The record is from RefSeq and is a predicted model, not a curated record. Gene Ontology annotation, biological process: regulation of DNA-templated transcription. The transcript has a single exon. The coding region runs from base 1292 to 2281 and encodes 329 amino acids. Gene Ontology annotation, molecular function: DNA-binding transcription factor activity; DNA binding.
CAGUGAUAUGUAUAAAGAUUGAAAAAAAAAAAGGUGAGUUUGAUUCAGUAAGAGAGAAUUAAAUGUUACUGGUAAGAGAAGGGCAAUGAUACGUGUUGAUGUAGGAAACGCGUGGUUCUGACGCAGAAAAGGACCUUUUUGGAAUGACAUCUUCUGACCUGUGAAACUAGCUCUCUCUCAUCACGUUCUGAUAUAUCGCUGCAAUAAAUUGCAAAAGUAGGCUUUUUUCUGGUUGGAUGAUGAUGCAGUGCAGAGGUCAUGGACAUGGACCCUCUCUGUUGUUGUUGUUGUAUGUAGAUGGACCACGAAGGUGUCAAAUCCGAACCCCUAAUAAACCAUACAAUAAAAAUUCUUGCCCCCUCUUCUUUUUCCAGCAAAUUCUCUUUUGGUGAAGAUCAAGUGCAAUUCUUUUUAGUCUUUAAUACCUGUCUUUGAUUAAAUUAAAUGAACAACACUCUUGCUUCUACUGCUCUACUCUCUUUAUUGCCUUUGACUUUUGCCAAUUUCCUAUGCUCUUCCCCUUUUUCUCAUUUCCCCCUCUCCAUCAAAAAUAUAAUAAUUACUUCGCAAAAUCUCUUAAUUAUUUACACCAAAACCUAUACCUUUUACUGAAAUCAUAUCAUAUAUUCUUAAUAUAGGACUACAAAGUAAACGAAAAAAGAUUGUGAAGUGUGUUUAUAUUAAAAUUUUCCCAAAACUUGGGGGGAAAAAGUAUCUCAUGUAUAUGUACCUUUUGCUCCAAGGAUGGUACUAGGUUUUGAAUUUCUGCAAUAAUUAGCCAAAUCAAUGCUUAAUUAUGUAGAGCCAUAGAUAGAGAAGUACCUGUGGCUAAGCGAGGGCAGUGAAGUAAUUUAGCGUGGGAAAGAAGAUGGUCACAGAGACAAUUUGAGACGAAUGAAACGAUCACGUUGUGUGAACGGGGAUUGGUUUGAAAAAAUCUGUAGGAAAGUGCUUCCUGUUUCUAUAAAUAAUCCCUGCCCAAUGCUAAUUACCAACACUCCCACCAUAGCAUACUGUUCCAAACCCCACCGCAACCCAUUGUCUAUAUUAAUUAUCAUCUUCGUCUUCCUCUUCUCCCACUUCUCUCUUCUCCUCAUAAACUUCCCUUUAGAACUUGCAGACACUGUUUUUUCUUUCCUUUUACAGUUUGGAAGAGGGACCAGUUUUUUUCCAGUGACCUUCUUCGUAUACAUUGUCCUUCUUUUUUGUUACAUCUGUUGCAGAACCCUCCUCUUUUGGCUUGCCAGUCUUCCGGUAAAACGACGCUGGAGAUUAAGGUUUUGCCAAAACCAUGGACGGAAUGCAAGAAAGAAACUCACAGCUUGGAACUGAUAUUGGUUCCUCCUUAUCAAAGCUCAUAUUAACCAGUGGCUCAAACACCCUCGACUCAAUCUUCUCAGAUUGUCCCCCAACAAACGCCACCAGUAGCAACUCCGUGUUGGAUUAUUUAGAACCCUUUGGAUCUUCCGGGUUUGAGCCUUUGGGCUCUUCCGUUUACCUUCGCCAGAGGGACAUCCUCCAAAAGUUCUACCAAGAAAGCCGAGGGAACGGGAACGGGAACGGCAACGGCAACGGUUCUCUUCUUCCCACUUCCUUCGCAAACCCGUCUAUAAAUUCUCUUUACACUGCUUCGUUGACUUCUUCUUUGACCAACCCUUCCAAGAAAAAGCUCUACAGGGGAGUGAGACAGAGACACUGGGGCAAAUGGGUCGCCGAAAUUAGACUUCCCCAGAACAGGAUGAGAGUGUGGUUGGGCACCUACGACACCGCCGAAGCAGCCGCCUACGCCUACGACCGUGCCGCGUAUAAGCUACGUGGAGAGUACGCGCGUUUGAAUUUCCCCAAUUUGAAGGACCCGACCAAGCUGGGGUUCGGAGAUUCCGCCAGAUUGAACGCCUUGAAGAGCUCCGUCGACGCCAAAAUCCAGGCCAUAUGCCAGAAGGUGAAAAGGGAGAGAGCCAAAAAGAUCGCCGCCAAGAAGCUCAGUUCUGCCACCGCUCACGCCAACCGCAAGGAGAGCGAGAAGAUAAAUUCCUCCGCUUCCUCCUCGUCGUCGUCGCUGCCCCUGUCACCGCCGUCGAUUUUUUGCGAUAAUUGGGCGAACGAGUUGUUUUCGCCGACCGUUUCGGAGGAUGGGAUUUGGAAGGGGGAGAACUCGCCGACCUCGGUUUCGACGGAGUGUCCAAUGAUGGUAACAGACGAGACGGAGUUCGAAGGUUGUUCUCUGGCGAGGUUACCUUCUUUCGAUCCCGAGUUGAUUUGGGAAGUUCUGGCCGUUUGAUAGAAUGUUUGUUAGAUGAUGUGUAUAAUAUGAAAACGAAAAUAUCAGUGUUGUGUGGUUUUGUUAUGGUUUUUGUCUGGUGAGAGAGCGGUUUCUUAGCAUUUUGAGUGGAAUUGCUAUGGCUGCCGUUAGGGCCUUGGUUUUUUGCUCAAA